CAAGCCCGGAUCCUGAUCUGACCUCCGCAAAGACAGGGAUCAAGUAACCCGUCAACAGCGUUGGUUUAAAAAGUUGUUGCUUUUUUAAGGUAACCCUUACAAGAGGCCCCAGCCACCCAGCACCAUGACGACAAUUCGCUCCUCCGUGCGACCAGAAAGCUCCAAACAGCCAUGGGGCACAAUCCUCAAGCCGGAGUUCGGGCUGGGCUACCAAAAGAUGACGGACUACGAGAUUGACCAGACGGUCCAGCGACUCAACACGGUGCCAGUGCCGAAAGAGAGAGCAUACACCAGGCCCAACAAGAAGAUGUCGGCAGAAGAAAUUGAGGCUAUG
Aplysia californica (California sea hare) is the source of this 334-nucleotide messenger RNA. RefSeq lists its product as uncharacterized. The record is from RefSeq and is a predicted model, not a curated record. Lineage: Eukaryota; Metazoa; Mollusca; Gastropoda; Aplysiida; Aplysiidae.